This is a messenger RNA of Capsella rubella, 1903 nucleotides long. Its product is annotated as galactan beta-1,4-galactosyltransferase GALS2. The record is from RefSeq and is a predicted model, not a curated record. NCBI's taxonomy places the organism in Eukaryota, Viridiplantae, Streptophyta, Magnoliopsida, Brassicales, Brassicaceae. The coding region runs from base 93 to 1601 and encodes 502 amino acids. The transcript is spliced from 2 exons.
UUCUUCUAUUUCUCUGCUCUGUCGCUUCACUUUAUCUCUGCUUCGUACGAUUCAAUCACUGAAGAAGACGAAGAAGAACAACUUCACAAAAAAUGGCUAAAGAGAAAGACCAAACCACUAAAGACAAAAACCUCCUCAUCUCUUUCUUAUGGAACUUCUCCGCAGAGCUCAAACUCGUUUUAAUGGCGUUACUCGUCCUCUCCACUUUAGCCACUCUCCUCCCUUUUAUCCCUUCUUCUUUCGCCAUCUCCGCCUCCGAACUCCGUUUCUGCAUCUCCCGCAUCGCCGUCAACUCCUCCACCUCCGUCAACACCAACACCACCUCCUUAAAUAACGCCGUUAAAAACCAGCCGUUAACUCAAGAGACGGAGUUAAGUAACGGCGUUAUUAAACGGACGUUUACUGGUUACGGCUGGGCUGCUUAUAACUUCGUGUUGAUGAACGCGUACAGAGGCGGCGUUAACACGUUCGCCGUCAUCGGUUUAUCAUCUAAACCGCUUCACGUCUACGCUCAUCCCACUUACCGCUGCGAAUGGGUUCCGUUAAACCAAUCCGAUAACCGGAUUUUAACCGACGGUACUAAAAUCUUAACCGAUUGGGGUUACGGUAGAGUUUACACAACCGUUGUCGUAAACUGUACUUUUCCAGCAAACGCUGUUAUAAACCCUAGAAACGACGGAGGUACGCUUCUUCUCCACGCAACCACCGGAGACACAGAUCGGAACAUCACCGACUCAAUCCCUGUCCUCACGGAAGCUCCGGCCACCGUAGAUUUCGCUCUCUACGACUCAAAACUUCAACAAAAGUACGAUUACCUCUACUGCGGCUCGUCUCUGUACGGGAACUUAUCUCCUCAACGAAUCAGAGAAUGGGUCGCUUACCAUGUUCGAUUCUUCGGUGAAAGAUCUCAUUUUGUGCUUCACGACGCCGGUGGGAUCUCAGAUGAAGUGUUUGAGGUUUUGAAGCCAUGGAUUGAGCUUGGGAGAGUGACGGUUCAUGACAUUAGGGAACAAGAACGGUUUGAUGGGUAUUAUCAUAAUCAGUUCAUGGUUGUGAAUGAUUGUUUGCAUAGGUAUAGAUUCAUGGCGAAGUGGGUUUUUUUCUUCGAUGUUGAUGAGUUUGUUUAUGUUCCGGCCAAAGAGACGAUCUCGUCGGUGAUGGAAUCUUUGAAAGGGUAUUCUCAGUUUACUAUUGAACAGAUGCCUAUGAGUAGUCAGCUCUGUUACAACGGUGAUGGUCCGGCCAGAACUUACAGGAAAUGGGGAUUUGAGAAAUUGGCCUAUAGAGAUGUGAAGAAAGUACCACGACGCGAUAGGAAAUACGCGGUCCAACCGCGUAAUGUAUUCGCGACUGGAGUUCAUAUGUCGCAGAAUCUACAAGGGAAGACAUACCAUAGAGCGGAGAAGCAAAUACGGUAUUUUCACUACCACGGUUCGAUUUCGCAGCGACGCGAGCCUUGUCGUCAUCUUUAUAACGGUACUCGCAUUGUUCAUGAGAACAAUCCUUACGUUCUUGAUACCACUAUGCGCGAUAUCGGCCUCGCGGUCAAGACGUUUGAGAUUAGGACGAUUGGAGAUCGCUUGAUUAGGACAAGGCAAUGAGAAUACAAAAAGAGAAGAAUGGUUUAUAGAAGAGCUGAUGUUUUCAUUAUGAUGGAUUGUAACGUAAAUCUUGAGAAUAUAAUUAGGCGAAUGUAACAAUUUUUAUGACUUUUUUGUUUGUUUUUAGUAUAUUCUUUUAUUGUAUUAUAGAAAAAAGGGUUCAUAGAAGAAUCAUAGAGUUUCAUCAUACAGCUCAGAUUCUUGGUAUAUAAGCAUCUCUUGUGAUGGGCUUAAUGAUAUUUUUCUUUAUUUACUAAUAUUUGGAAAGUGCUUUAUGUAAAUUAGUGAAAGUUGUUGUGGUC